GUCCGACUUAGCACAAAUUAAGGGCUCCAAAGGCCAAUUUCAUAGUGCAAAUCAGGCUGGCUCGGCGGACUGACAUAACGGGGAGUGUCCGUGGGCCUGCGUUUACUGACUUCAGCAAGCUCUGUUACAUCCCUAAAUGGGUCACAACGAAACGGAUAAGUAUUUGUCAAGGCACAUUGAUGGCACAACAAGGACAUUUGUGGGUACCAGAGGCACUAUUUCACUUUAUCGGCAAUAUCUCACUUUAUCCGUUGCGGAACAUCGCCGCCCGAUUGAUGCCUCCGGCCGCUGACAGCCCGGUUAUGCGUCGGUUACCGGUAGCCGAAAAGAACAAUCGAACUAGGCCUCAUCUACAACUCAGAUGAACAUUGUUCAACCACGUUCCACCUGUCCGCAUCAUAUGUGUCUCCAUGUUCGCGCUCAAAUGGGCGUGUGGAAUCUGUCAAGAGACGCUACUUCGCUGUCCAUCACUGAUGAAGAUUGCCCUCAACUAACACGGUUCAGCAUGAUGGUGCACGCUCUCUGGCAACAAGAGAGGAUAAUCAUUGGGUGUCGACAUGGCGGCCUGCAUUCUUCAGCAUGGCGCACGCUUAUGCGUCGGGACUACAUAUCACGUUGAUAUGGACGCAUAUGUACCUGAGGACUGCAGCCUUUCUCUCGACACACCCCUGUUCCUCAUAACCUCCCUUCAACACUGCAAUGUCUAUUUCCGAAAUCACAAACCUCUCCACCAGAAAUGCGAGGGAGAACUCGAGCUGGAGCUUAUCGCUCUUCAUUGGGAUCGCCAUCGCCAUCCUCGUUGCGCUCGUUCUGCUUGGAGUCAGCUUCAUGAUGUGGAGAAGACAUGUGUACGCAGAACUGCAAGCGCUGCACAAUGCGGAAGAUGGACGGCAUCUCCUGCGGGUGUCCCUCGACGCGGAGCUGCCUGCGAUCAAAACAACACCGCCGACACCCUGGAAUAUUGAGAACUAUGACCUGAAAGGAGUCGAAAAAGCGCGUUUGCUCAGUGAACGACCUCGAAGGCACUCUCUUACUCUUGUCAAGUCGACGAAAGAGGCUGCUCCUGCUCCGAUAUCUCCAUCGCCUCAGAUCCAAACACUCUUUCUGGCUCGAAUGCCUGUCCUCCAGAAACGGCCGACGAUAGGGUCGCUGGCAGGCUCUGAAAUCGGCCAUUCAUUCAACGACGCACAUUCGUUCGUGACAAUACACCCCGAGGAGGUGAUGGAGGUGCGCGACGAACUGUCGAAACACUUCGUUCUGGCCCCGAGCGACAAGGAGCCGAGGAGGCUCCUCUCGCAUCAACGGUCGGCUUCUUGGAGCGGACGAUCUCGAGUGUUCGACGCUUAUUUGUAACGAGCAUCUUUAUCGCAUAUACAAAUCUACAUAGCAUGCUCCCAGCCAAUAUCACCAAGACAUAUCAUACCAACCCACUGCCGGCCAUCCGAACGGUGUCUCCAACCACGCGCAGAAUCGCCAUCAAGAGCUGCCGGAUCCAGCCUGCGCUUGUAUUGGUCACGUGUGCUGCUACGAGCCUCCGGCGGACGGCCUCUGCAUUGCCGGCCGCAGGCUCAAUACUUUUGGUGCGCCGGCGUCGGACGAGCAGAGGCACGGCAAACAGGAGGAGAAACGUGACGAGUGAUGCGAGCGACAGCUUGGCUCGCGGUGUUAAGUACGGCGCUAGUGUCGCGCGGAUCAGCUCGUAUCCCGAAAGCGGCGGAGUUCGUUCCGUGGGCGCUCCCGGGGUGUACAGUCGCGGCAGCGACGCCGAGUGCUGCGGCGGCGAGGUCGCUCGGACAGCCGCAGGCCGUGCUCGAGGGGUGGCCGUGCUGUCAGAUAUGGUCGAAGGAGUGCGCCUUGUCAAAUUCGAUCUCGGUCGCGGCGUUGAUGGCAAGACGGUGUGGGCCGAUGCAGUCGAGGAGAGCGAUGACGACGAGGAGGAAUUAGAGGGAGUUGGAGAGUGAGGUCUCGGGGCCGCUUUCGGCGGUGGCAGCCUCGCUGCGAUUGCUUGAGCGUAGGAAGUUUCGAGUGUGGCUUGGAUGUUCUGCAAACAUUAGGCAGGCAGGUCGCCCGUUACGAUUCGACGGCUCACCUUUCUCACAUCUGGAGCCAACUCGCUCUCGUAAUCCAGAAACUCCUUCGCGUACUCCCACUGCUCUAAUUUAGGCAGAAUAUGUAGGCAAUACGCCUCCACGGCCUUUUGAUACCCGUCAUCCGCAUCCUUUUCGCUUACGACCGCAUAUUGUCGAGAGGCAAGCCAAUCCUCAAUUACAACGCGCCCAGAGUCCGCCGCGUCGACUUUGAGGCUUGAAUACGCCAACGUGAGAAUCACGCUUGAAGGGAUAUGAGACGCCUGUGCGGGCACAGCCGGUGGUGUGAAUAGCUUCAAGGACCUCUGGUAGGUGGAGUUGAUGUAGAUGUGCGGCGGCUGGGCCGCGAGUUGCCUCAGGUCGUGGGGGAGAUCCGACGCAGAGGGGUCUGGAGGGGAUGUGUACACGGUGGUUUCGAAGGUGAUGCGGAGUAGAUCCCAUUUACUCCGCAGGACCGCAAAUUCAUCUGGAUCCUGCAGCUGCUGAGGGGGGUGGAGCAGGACAAAGGCGGAUUCGAGCAGGGAGUGGACGAGAGAUACUUGUCGCAGCAGGAAUGCGCGUGCCGCACGGUGGUAGAGUGUCUGCAGGGUGACUUGGGCAGAGGACGCUGGGGCCUUGAGCUUGAGAGUCGAGGGAGCCUGAGCCGUGGCCGUCAUCGUGGCAGUCGGCAUUGUGAAGCCUCCGGCCUUACGCAGUCCAAAAAAGUCGACGGAUGCGGGACAGAAUGGGGAAGGCCAAGCUUGUGGUAUUUCACAUGGUAAUAAUUGACAUCACGCGUACACUUGUCUUAUGCCGCGACGAGCGCGUGUCCACUAUGUUUCCCUCAAGUCGUCCCUUGUCAACCUCCCCAUCUCGAUUUAUGGCCCUCUGGUAGAACGCAGCAUUCGUCCUCAACAUCUAGCGGUCCAUUUGACUGUAGUGUCGCAAGAGAAACUCCAAGUCUAUGUCGGAUGGACCGGAAUGGCUUCCGCGUCGUCGUUGGCGCAAUUCAACACGUCUGAUCCGUCUGAGAAGGGAUUAGAGACUGUGGAGAUUGACCCGCAGUAUGCGCUCGGCCUAGGGAUCAAGCAGAACGAUAUUGUCGAGAUCGGACUUGUGCACGACCUCUCGAUGGCCACCUCGGUUGCUACCGAGCCGCUCACCUCCGACGACUGGGAAAUCAUCGAAAUCCAUGCCUCCCACGUCGAGUCUACUCUUCUUUCGCAAGUGCGGGUAGCCAAAGUGGGCCAGGAAAUCGACGUGUGGGUUCUGGGCCGCACGAGAGUGCGUCUCAGAGUGGUAUCCAUCGUUCCGGAAUCUAAAGGCAAUGCACUGCUGUUGACCACGAAUACCGAGGUAUCGAUAGCUCCGAAACUGCACUCCAAAAAAGCAUCGGCGAACGGCACUCCGGUCCGAGAACCUGCUGCAACAAGCCAAAACGCGAAUGAAUCCAAGCCCAAUGCAGCUGCAGUCGUGGCGCCCCAGAUUCUCAGGGUUCUCGCACCUGGGCUGAUAAACGCGGCAAUUCCCGGUGCUGAGGAAUUCGGUCUCGUUUCGCCCGAGUCCUUUGCGAUUCUGCAUCCAACAGCGACUGACGAUGGAACGACCUAUUACAAGGCCCUACUCAAGCGGCUCUCUCCUCCGGUCGACCCACUGGCCGCGGAAGAGAAUCGUGAACUCGCAGCGGCGCCGGUGGACGUGUUCGUGCGCCCUGACAAGCAGGUGCCCCGUGGACAGAUCAUCUGCCGCGCUGCGCAAGAUUGCGGUCGGGUCUGUCUGUCUCGGCCUCCCGAGACCGAUACUAUGCAGUCGACCGAAGGGCCCGCAGAGCUGACGCGCGAUGCCCCCCCGAAAAUAUCUCUCGCGGGUGUGGACGAUGUUUUCCUGGAAUGCUCGCAAUUCUGCCGUCGGAUGCUUGCCAUGCAUUGGGGGACCGACGCUGUUCGAGGGACUCCGGGCCUGCUUCUCACGGGCAGCUCGGGUGUCGGUAAAACUUCCAUUGUCCAGAUGGUCACAGAAGAGCUGCAGAGCGAUCCAAGGACGCUGACAUACACGCUAUACGUGGACGUCUCGCGUCAUACAGAACGGUCUGUACAGACCAUCAAGGCACUCAUGAGCUUCUGGCUCAAGAAGGCCAUCUGGCAUAAACCGUCCAUCUUGGUUUUGGACAAUCUAGACAAGUUGAUUCCCAUCGAAACUGAAAACUCCUCGUUCCGGACUCGCCACCUCGCCGAGCUAUUUGUCGCCGUGUUUAGUGCUUCAGCCCGGUCGAUGCCGCUGAACUCUCAGGGCGUGAUCCUCCUCGCAACAGCGACUUCGGUGGCAGCACUCCAUCCACUUGUCAACGGCGCACACAUCUUUGAAGACGUCGUCAAUCUGAAGCCACCUAACAAAGCGGCACGCAAAGACAUCUUGGCGCACCUCGUGCAACAGCGGCUGGCAUCGGCACCGGAUCUCGCAAUCGACAGCGUCUCACCACCCAAUUACACAGCCAUCUCCACACAAACAGAAGGCUAUUCUGCUUCGGAUUUGCUGGAUCUUGUCUCUCGUGCAGUGCAUCAAGUGGCCAUCCGCUCCGCUCAGCAACCACUUUUGACAUCGAAAGACUUUGAUGCGGCGCAAAUCGACUUUACGCCACUGUCUCUCCGCAACUCAAAUCUACAAAAGUCGGACGUAACCUGGUCCGACAUCGGCGGUCUGAAUGAACCCCGGCGGGUGCUGCGCGAGACUCUCGAGUGGCCAACGAAAUAUGCGGCGAUAUUCGCCCAGUCGCCUCUGCGUUUGAGAUCGGGACUGCUGCUGUACGGCUAUCCCGGAUGCGGGAAGACGCUAUUGGCCUCUGCCGUCGCUCGGGAAUGUGGCCUCAACUUCAUCAGCGUCAAGGGCCCCGAGAUCCUCAACAAGUACAUCGGCGCCAGCGAACAAUCGGUGCGAGAGUUGUUCGAGCGUGCCUCGGCUGCGAAGCCGUGUGUGCUGUUCUUCGACGAGUUUGACUCGAUUGCGCCGAAGAGAGGCCACGACAGCACGGGUGUGACAGACCGUGUGGUAAAUCAGAUGUUGACACAGAUGGAUGGUGCCGAGGGCUUGGAUGGGGUUUACGUGCUUGCAGCCACCAGUCGACCUGACCUCAUCGACUCCGCUCUGCUGCGUCCUGGGCGACUCGACAAAGCUGUGCUCUGCGACAUGCCCAGCCUGGAAGACCGCAUCGACGCAAGUACAAACCUCAAAGUGACACUCUCACCGGCCGUGGACCUCAAAGAGAUCGCACUCGAAACCGACGGUUAUUCGGGUGCCGACCUGCAGGCUUUACUGUACAACGCCCACCUCGAAGUCGUGCACGCGUCGAUUGCCGACACGCCAGCCUCUGACCGCGGUCCAGCUGAAAACGAAGACGAAGAAAGCCGGGUGCUGUUCACUGUGAUCGGCGGACCGGGGCCGGAAACCACCACCAAGGCCGAGGAUGUGGCUCUCCAGCGCAGGCUCCGGCAAAUCAAACGCAGUUAUGCCAGUAAAGCACAGCCCGAGGAAAAGACAAAAGGCACAAAAUCGCAAUCUCGCCAGACUUUCGAGAUCGAGCCCUCGCAUAUAUCCCGUGCGCUCAAAUCGACUCGGCCCUCCGUAUCACCCGAAGAAGGAGCGCGCUUGAAGAGAAUAUACCAAUCGUUCGUGUCUGACCGCGGUGGAGACAUGCCAGUGCCCCCGGAAAACGAUGGAAUUGGAAAUCGAGUGUCGCUGAUGUAG
This is a messenger RNA of Mycena citricolor, 5807 nucleotides long. NCBI's taxonomy places the organism in Eukaryota, Fungi, Basidiomycota, Agaricomycetes, Agaricales, Mycenaceae. The record is from the annotation of a GenBank genome assembly.